ACACACACACACACACACACACACACACACACACUUUUUUUUUCUUUUGCUAUUGCAGCUUUUCAUGACGCGGGAAAAGUGUAAACAAACCAAUGUUUACAAGUUUCAGCUGUAAUGUCCCAUCGUUUAAUGAAGUUUCGAGCUAAUAGCUGAUAGCAUGGCAGUGACAACUAAUGUCAAAAACUUCCUGAAGAACAAGCACAUAACAGUGCCAGAUGAGUGGAUUACAGCUUGUGUUGAGUGGGUGCAGUCGGAGAAUCCAGGACUAAAUUUAUCAAACUCAAGACUACUGAAUGACAAAGUCUACGAGCAGUGGCUUCAUGCAGAUUUAACAGAACUUGGAACAUGCUCUUUGCCGUUUGGCUUAUCCCAAAAGAGGACUGCACCCCUGUCAGGUUAUUUUGCUUUACAGAUAAAUAGUGUACGAGAUGUGGGGCAGCCAGCCUAUGCUCAGUUGCAGAGAGUGCGCCGGGCUGAUAAUGAAAAUGCGAGAGUCAGUGCAGAACAGUCACAUCAGCCUGCAUGGGAACCCAAGCCAUCAAGAAUGCUCAUGAUGCAGUUGACAGAUGGCACAAGUGUUGUACAGGGGAUGGAGUACCGAGUGAUUCCAGCUCUGAACCACAACCUGAAGCCUGGUACAAAGAUUCUCAUUUCGGGAAACAUUACCUCAAGACAUGGAGUACUUCUGCUAACCCGUGAGAACAUGACUGUGUUAGGGGGAGAGGUAGAGUCCUUACUCGUAACAAAUGCUCUGGAGAAUGUUCUUGCUCGAAAGCUAGGCAUGGAAGAGACACAACAGCCACAACAAUUUGAGGAUAUAGCUCCCACUCAGGUUCCUCCAAGCCAAGCCUCCCAGUACUAUCCAUCGCAGUUAAAUCCUACAGUAAACAGGUCCCAAAACAACAGGGGUGGAGGACAACAAACUUUGGCAGCCAACAGAUCACAGAAUAAUGUUACGCCCGCACCAGUAAUUGACUUAGAUGAUCUGGGUGAUGAUGAUUUUCUUGAUGCUGAGUUUGAGGCAGCCUUAAGCCAGAUAGAGAGCCAGGCAUCACAGUCAUCAUCUUUAGGUAGUCAGAAUAGACAGAUGAGGACUAACAGUAAUAAUCAAAGAGAUAUUGGACAUGAUAGAAACAGUGCUAAUGUAAGAGCAGGAAAUGGUCAGGCUGGAAAUAGAAACUCAGGUGUUGAUGAAGACUUUGAGAUGGAUGUUGAUGAUUCCUUCUUCAAUGAUGAUUUUGAUGAAGAUGUUGUCCUGGCAUCUGGGAGACAGGCACAACAGCAGUCUACAGCUAAACCAUCCUCUAGUGGGUUUUCUCAGCAAAGAAACUCAUUGCAGUCACAAGCUUCUUCAAACGUUUUUGCUGGUACAUCAUCCAAAAGCUCUAAUUCACAUGUAAGACCAAGUUUAAGUCAGGCUGCUAGAGCAAAAACCGCCAAACCAAAACAAUCAAGUCUCAAGAGCUUUCUUACUAGACCUGAAGAAUCAGAAAUGGUUACUGGAAGAUCUAACUCACCAGUUUCUGUGUACACUAUAGAUGAUGAUGAUUUUAUGGAUGAUAUUUCCCUAGACACUGAUGAUUCCAUGAACAUAUCUGUUUCUAAAACUUCUGCAAAUCAGUCUUUAGCAUUAAAGUUGAAAAGUGCUUCAUCAAGCAAGAUUAAUGAAUUCAAAACUCCAGGAGCUCCAGUUAGCAAAAAGCAAGAAAACAGAAGUGUAGCUGACACUGUCAAACAGGAGCCACCUUUCAGCUACUUGUGCUUCUUGCCAGAAAGGCCUACAGUGACAAAGGAAAUUGUUGUAAAGGGUUUCAUCAUGACUUUGACGUCACGACUGGAACAAGUGGAAGGCAAAUGGAAACUGACAGUCAUCAUUAAUGAUGGAACAGCCUCAUGUGAAGUGGAUAUCGAGGACCAGAUCCUGCAAAACCUUAUUGGUAUGAGCACAGAGGAAAUGAACAUGAAGAAAAUUGAAGCAAGGACCAACCCAGCCCUGAAGGCACAGUUGGCUAAGGCAGUCAGUGGUUGUCAGCGUCAGCUGAUCUCACUCUGUAGUCUUCUUCACAUCAGAGUGUCCCCCAGUUCUGCAAGGCCCAAACUAACAGCCAUCAAUGCUGUUGAAAAUGCAAUGGUACAGCAGCUAGCACAGAGGAUAUAUAUGUUUUCUCAGAAAUAAUGGUAGACAUCUUUUUUUUAUAAAUUCAAUUAUUUCCUUAACCUCAAGUCAUAUAAAGGAUUAAAAUAAAAAAGUGUAUAAUUAUAGCUAUUUGAUAUGUACUUCAGAAUAGAAUAUAUUUUACACUGCAUGUUCAUAUUGUUUUUUCUUGUCUUAUUUUCUUUUCCCAAUAAGGGGUAGAUAGCAUAUUCUAGAAUUUCUUAAGAGUCAUAUGCAAAGAGAUUUUUGAAGACUAAUGACCAUAUUUGUAUUUCCAAGUAAAUACACUGUAAGAAUGAA
This is a messenger RNA of Penaeus vannamei (Pacific white shrimp), 2455 nucleotides long. RefSeq names its product recQ-mediated genome instability protein 1. Gene Ontology annotation, molecular function: nucleotide binding. Gene Ontology annotation, biological process: resolution of meiotic recombination intermediates; double-strand break repair via homologous recombination. NCBI's taxonomy places the organism in Eukaryota, Metazoa, Arthropoda, Malacostraca, Decapoda, Penaeidae. Gene Ontology annotation, cellular component: nuclear body; RecQ family helicase-topoisomerase III complex. The record is from RefSeq and is a predicted model, not a curated record.